Molecule: messenger RNA, 2296 nt
Organism: Anguilla anguilla (European eel)
Lineage: Eukaryota; Metazoa; Chordata; Actinopteri; Anguilliformes; Anguillidae
Product: forkhead box protein P3-like
Exons: 14
Coding region: 342-1712 (456 amino acids)
Biological process (GO): regulation of transcription by RNA polymerase II
Cellular component (GO): nucleus
Molecular function (GO): RNA polymerase II cis-regulatory region sequence-specific DNA binding; DNA-binding transcription repressor activity, RNA polymerase II-specific
Source: RefSeq, a predicted model, not a curated record
UUCUGAAGGCUCUUGUGCAUCUUUUAAAUGACAAAAUGUUGGUUUAGAACAUUUUUGAACAAAGACUUCUUAAAUGGCCAACGAGACAGGGGAAACACAGACAGUCACACAUCUAAUAUCGUCUUUGAAGUGAAGUGAAGUGAAACUGCUGGCCUGCCGUUUUUUCCAACUCAUUCUCUAUAAAUGCAGGCUUCAUUUAUAUCGACAUUCUCCUGCCUCUGUAUUGUCAUCGAAACACCUUCAGUUACAGAUAUACGUUCACUUCUGAGGGAAAAAAAGAUCCAAGCCUCCAGCCUUGACUACAGCAUUGUGAAGAGCAAGGAGGAGAAAGAAGUAGGAGGAUGCCACGGACCGAGGGGGAGCAGCAGGGCAGUGCAGACUCCAGCAGGGGACGCAAGCAGCAGCAGGAAGAGGAGGAAGAUCAGGUGGAGCAUGCUGGGAAUUUUUGUUGGCAGGAAGGGUGCGGAUCCUCUCAGCUUCCAGCCCAGACUGAUACCACCCAGGUGUCUUUCCCUUUCCUUCUUGGACCCAGAGGAUCGUUUAUCAGCACAUCCCAACUCCAGGUGAUUCUUCUGCAACAGUGCGGAACCAAAGAGAUGAACAAACAGUUGAGCCAGCACAGACCAUCUGUCCUCCGCCGAGCGACACAGACCCAGAUCCAGGAUCUGAGCUCAAGCCCUGCCUCUGACCCCGCCUCCAUGGCAGCGUGUAAGGUAGAGUUUGGUGGGUGCAUAAGAGGGACCUCACCCCAGGCAGCCAGCCUCACCUCCCAGGACACAGGCCACACCCCAUGGCCCAGGAGCUCUGGCCUGAAGCAGGGCUCCUCCCACUCUGGGCAGAGUGACAGCCCAGCUGCCCCACCUGCAGAGGGCAGCACUGUGCUGUUUGUGAAGGGGCAGUGCAGGUGGCCGGGCUGUAAGGAAGUUUUCAAGGAAUACCCCAGUUUCCUACAACACCUGUGUGUAGAGCACAGGCUCAGUGACCACAGCGCCUCCCAGUGGCGGAUGCAGAGAGACAUGGUGCAGCACCUGGAGAAUCAGCUCACUGUGGAGAAACAGAGACUCCUGGCCAUGCAACUCCAUCUGCACCUGCCUGAGCCCAGAUCUAUCUACUCUCUCUCUGGUACUCAGAAGGAGGGGCGGGACAGGGAGGAAAGUUUGCGGGCGCGACCUCCUCUGUCCCGUGUCAAGGACCACACACCCCCCCACAGGACCCACGGCAAGGAGGGUGAGCCACUCCCACAGGGGUACUGGCACAUCCCUGUCCACCACACCCUCCCAGGAUUCAUCCCCAGCAUUGACUGUUACAAGUACAACAACAUCAGACCACCAUACACCUACGCUGAUCUGAUCAGAUGGGCGAUUCUGGAGUCCCCAGAUAAGCAGCUGACCCUAAGUGAGAUCUAUCACUGGUUCACCAAAAUGUUCUUCUACUUUCGGCACAACACAGCCACCUGGAAGAAUGCUGUGCGGCAUAAUCUGAGCCUGCACAAGUGCUUUGUGCGCGUGGAGGGGGCAAAGGGUGCCGUGUGGACUGUGAACGAGGCCGAGUUCCAAAAGAGGAAGGGACAGAAGUUUACCAGGGAACGAGACACGAUGUGGUUCACUCCUUCUUCCUUCCUGUGCCCCCAAGAGUGCAGAAUGUCUGGUCCAACUGGAAGUCCUGGAGCUGAGCAGCACAGAGCCCACUCACAGGGUGCUGGUGUACAAUAACAUGGCAGCGCCACAGAUUUUAUAACACCCGCCAGAUACUCCACUCCUUGAUCUUAACACCCAUCCACCCAUUAUCUAACCGGUUUAUUCCUGGCCAGGGUGGGAGAGGGUGGUGGAGAUUACCCCAUCAUGCAUUUGGUGAAAGGGAGGAAUAACCCCUGGACAGUUCACCAAUCCAUUGCCGGGCACAGGCAGCAUUCACUCAUACACUCAUACCUAUGGGCAGUUUAGCCUAUCUAAUUAGCCUAACCUGCAUGUCUUUGGAUUGUGGGAGGAAGCGAGGUAUAAAGUUCUAUACCCCUGUAUUUGAAGCUGCAACAUAAUAAUUUGAUACAGACUUAAGAAUAUUCAUAGAGGGUGUGACCAAGUAUAGUACAGUAGCAUUGGAUUUUCUAUACUGUAAUUAGGGUCCAAAAUUUACAUUUUUAUAUCUGUCAAAGAAAUCCAAGAAUUUAUCUGGAGCCAUUUUGAAUUUUAGAAAACAUGAGAAGGUGCAGCUAUAAUUUAAAAUGUAUAAAGAUCGGUGUGAAAAUAAGUUUAUUCUGAAUAAUGUAACUUUGUUUGCAUGACAAUGCCAUGUGAGU